GGGCCUGAAAUUUGAAAGAGUUGCUGUGAUCGGUGCGGGUGUCAGUGGACUUGCGGCUGCGAGACAUCUCAUAGAUUAUGGACUCGACGUAACGAUCUAUGAACGAUCUUCAAGACCUGGGGGCGUUUGGUGAGUUAUGUUUCUAUACCCAGUUCCCUCCGAAGCCACCGGGGGAAAAACUGAUAUUAAUACGAGAACCUAGGGCAUACGAUGAAAGAAAACCGCUUGAAUACAAAUAUCCAUCAGUUUUACCGUCGGUUGCAGGCCUCUACUCAGACGCGGAUUCAGACAGCGAGGAUGUUACGUUGCAGUCAGAAUUCCCCCAGGAAGAAAUACUCAAGUUAAAGCACGCACCACCAGGCCCUGCAUAUUUUGGGUUGACAACAAACAUCUCAACUAAGCUCCAAGAAAUGAAAGACCAUCCAUGGAAGGAAGGCACAGGUGAUUUUGUUAAUGUGAAGGUUGUUGGUGAUUAUCUGAGCGAUUAUGCCAAAAGAUUUCACCUAGAACGUUUUCUCAAGUACAAUACUAAAGUCGAAACGAUUAAGAAGGUAAAUGGGAGAUGGAUUGUGAAAUCAAAGCUUUUAAACAAGACUCGUGACGGAAAUGUGGAAUUCCUGGAAGAAGAAGAGGUAUUUGACAAAGUAGUUGUGGCGAGUGGGCAUUAUCACGCCAACAGAGUGCCAGACAUCAAAGGAUUGAGUGAAUGGAGGAAACGUUAUCCUGAAAGGGUUAUGCAUUCGAAGGCUUACAGGAAACCCCAAGAGCUUGCAGGCCAGGUUAGUAAUAACACCCAAUAGCACUACCGUUGACUGACUUUUGUCAGAACGUUCUUUUAAUCGGGGGGAGUGUGUCCUCGACAGACAUUGCUAGGGAGAUCAACGGUAUUGCCAAGACAGUUUAUCAAUCCACUCGAGGUGGCCAAUUUGAUCUUCCACUUGACUUUUUACCUCCAAGCGCAAAGAGAGUCGGAGAAUGUGUGUCUUUUGAGUUCGAGACGGGCAGUGAAGGUCGAGGGAUCGCUCAUUUGAAAGAUGGGACGACGCUUAGUGAUAUCGAUAAAGUGAUAGUUUGCACAGGGUAUCAUAUUUCGUAUCCGUUUCUUCAUCCAUAUCACAACGACCUAAUAUCCCCAGCCGAAGCAAAUGAAACAGUCCUUGUAACUGACGGAACGCAACUCCACAAUCUUCACAAAGACA
Botrytis cinerea B05.10 is the source of this 1199-nucleotide messenger RNA. RefSeq lists its product as hypothetical. The coding region runs from base 99 to 800 and encodes 233 amino acids. Gene Ontology annotation, molecular function: NADP binding; N,N-dimethylaniline monooxygenase activity; flavin adenine dinucleotide binding. Lineage: Eukaryota; Fungi; Ascomycota; Leotiomycetes; Helotiales; Sclerotiniaceae. The record is from RefSeq and is a predicted model, not a curated record. The transcript has 2 exons.